CAGGGUUAUAGUGAGACUCUAGUUUAUAUGAAUUAAAAUAGUUUAUUACUCUGAGGUGAGAGAGGAACACACACACACACACACUGAACUGUUUACAGCAUGGGGGAUUUGUGUGUGCUCGCUAUACACUCUGUGUGUGUGUCUCUCUCUGUGUGUGUGUGUGUGUGUGUGUGUGUGUGUGUGUUCCUCCCUGUCUUUCACUUCCAUGAUCUGUCCUCCAGCCAUUGACGGAUGGUCAGUCAGGAAGUACUAGAGCUGCUCAUGUUAGUUGAGGAAAGCUGAGCUGAACUAGUCAUGGAGUGGGAUUAUUAUGUGCCUGUGCACUUACUAGAGACUCUUCACAGGCUGAAGUUGAUGAGUUCUCCCAGUCUGAGUGAUUUGGGUCGAUCAGAGAGAUCAGCGCUGGACGACAGAAACAACCAGCAGCAGCGAGCGGGAAACAACACCACCUGGAUCAGCAUCCAUAAUGCCGUGAUCUCCGUGUUCCAGCGGAGGGAUCUGGGAGAGAAUGAGCUGUUCGUGCUGAAUGAAGGCGUCAGGCAGCUCCUGAAGACUGAGUUGGGCUCCUUCUUCACAGAGUAUCUGCAGAAUCAGCUGCUGACGAAGGGAAUGGUGAUUCUUCGAGAUAAAAUUCGCUUUUAUGAAGGUCAGAAGCUGCUGGAUUCUCUGGCAGAAACAUGGGACUUUUUCUUCUGUGAUGUUCUGUCCACACUGCAGGCCAUCUUCUACCCUGUACAGGGGAAGGAGCCAUCUGUCCGUCAGCUGGCUCUGCUGCAUUUCAGGAACAUCAUCACUCUGAACACAAAGCUGGAUGAUGCUCUGAGUCGCCCGCGCGCCCGCGUGCCGCCCUCCAUCAUUCAGAUGCUGCUCAUCCUGCAGGGGGUUCACGAGUCUAAAGGUGUGUCGAACGAUUACUUGAAGCUGGAGUCUCUGGUGCAGAAAGUGGUAUCGCCGUAUCUGGGAACACACGGGCUUUUCUCCAGCGACGGCUCCAUCACGCAGUCCUCGUGUGUGCUGGAGAAGCGGCUCUUGAGGCGAUGGCCGCGCUCCAGCGACUCUCCAGCGAAGAACCUCGUGGUUCGCUCGAAGAGCUACAACAUCCCCAUGCUGACGCCUGUGGCCGAAUACGACCCCGAGAGCAUUGCGGCGGCUGGCGUGGGAAUCCGACGCCAUUCCGUAUGUCAGAUGACCUCCUUCGCGGAAGAGCCCGCAUUCACAGAGGCGCCGCCCAGCCCGCCGACGGACGUCUGUGAAGAUCCGGGCCAUGACGGACUGGUGGAGUGCCAGCCGCCUCCUCCAUCUCCACCCAUAUUCCCUGAGCUCGGAUCCGACGGCGGACAGGAGGCGGGAUCGGAGCGGGACGCAUCCUCCCUCCCGAGCUGCUCCUCCAGUCCAGAGACCAUCGUGGAUCAGAUCCUGGAGUCUCUGGACUCAGACACUGAGGGAAUAUUCAUCGACUUCCGCCGACAGCGUUCCAGCUCGUCUGAUUUCAGCCGGGAGAGCGAGAGCGUGGCGUGACCCUUGACAUCCUGACAACACACCGCUGAAGAAAGUUUGUUUAUGGGCAUUUGUUUCUUGACCCCGAGUGUGUUCAGAAUAGCAGACUACCAUACUACUGUAGUCCUGCCGUCUCACUCAUGUUGUGUUCAGGUCAUUUUGAUCCGGAUUUUCUCAGUUUUGUUGUGAAUUUUUUCACUUAAUUUUAUUGACCUCAAAGAACUGAGGCGCAUGAGCUCACACGAUCAAUCAGAUCCAAAAAGAAACAAAACCUGUGCUAACCGAAAGAAAACAAGUUGAUGAAAAGAUUGAAUCCAAUGUUUGGCGAUCACACAUCAUAAUGAGAAAUUUAUAAGCAAUUUUUUGUAGGCCGGUCAUCUUUGACCUGGAACACCACAAGUGUAACAAGGUGGAAAAAACACCCAAAAAAAGUAAAAAUAAAUAAUAAAAAAAAGAUCAAAAUUGUUUUAGGAAGUUUGUUAUAGUCAGUAAUUUUUAGUCCAAAUCAAUAACAUUAACACAUCCUCCUUGAUUCUGAUUUACCGGUCUGUGUGACGAUUUUCCACUAAAUUGGAUUAAUUGUACAAAGUAACUCUUGUAUUUCCAAGAUGAUGAAAGACUCUAAAGUUCACGGAUCUAAUGGACUAAUGAACACACUCCUUUCACAAUUGUAACUAUUCAAAAAGUUCAACAUUUAUGGGAUUAAAUAAUUAUAAAUAAUUUUAUUCAAUGGCACUAGUUCAAUAAAACAUUACUUCAGAAAAGACAAGAAUACAGUCAGUAACAAAAAUAAAAAACAGAAAUUUAAAGCAAUAGAGAGCAAAAAGUGCUUGAAGUUUUUCCUAGAAUGUCAUUAAAGCUGCUGACGUUAUCCAGACGAGAGCAGUGAUUUCCUCUUUUCCCUGUCAAGUUGAGAUUUAUUAAAGGGUUAGUUCACCCAAAAAUGAAAAUUCUGUCAUCAUUUACUCACCCUCGUAUUAGCUUCAUUUACACGGCAAGAUAUAAUCACACGCACAUGUAUUCUGAUGCAUUAUGUUUAUCCGGUCUGUUUGCGGUCCCGUAUGAAACGAGUGUCUGCAUUCACUCGUGUCACGUGUCACCGCCAGCGACCAGACCGAUUGAUUCGGCACUAGCUGUGAUUUACACGUAUGUUUGUAUAAUUUUAGUGUUUUGAUGUCGCUAGCGCAGCAUCAGUAUGCUAGUUCUCCAUUCUGAACACUUGGCUUUCAUAAAUAUUCUUUUGUUGUCGUUUUUGAGUUUCUGAUGGAACAAGGUACGAACCUCAUGAACAGAUUUAACAGGGUUUUUCUUUUUUCUUUUUAAAAAUUGAUAUUUUUAAUUUUGCAAGACACUUUUUAGGAGAAACCAUUGCAGGGUUAAUCAUUGGAAAAUUAAUGGAAAAUUCAUUUCAUUCAUGGAUUCUGCAGCAUGAUUUUUUUCAUCAGUUUGUAAACAAUAUGAAAGUUUUUGAAAACGUUCACAGUCGUGGAUGUUUUGAAUGACCCUGCCUUCAGAUGUUACUGUGCAGAUUACUAUUUUUAUUGCAAUUGUAAUUUUAAGUAAAAGAAUAUUUUACUGGU
Messenger RNA from Ctenopharyngodon idella (grass carp), 3077 nucleotides. RefSeq names its product proline rich 5b (renal) (gene prr5b). Gene Ontology annotation, cellular component: TORC2 complex. The transcript is spliced from 9 exons. The record is from RefSeq and is a predicted model, not a curated record. The coding region runs from base 295 to 1518 and encodes 407 amino acids. Gene Ontology annotation, biological process: TORC2 signaling. Lineage: Eukaryota; Metazoa; Chordata; Actinopteri; Cypriniformes; Xenocyprididae.